UCCCAGGUGCCCCUCCAGAGCUCCAUUCUAGUCAGCAGUCAGUGACUCUGGAUAUGACAAGAGGUAAUAUCCACAGGACACCUGAUAUGAUGCCCUUCUGGCCUCCUCCAGAUAUGGCUGCUUCCUUCUUGAGACUGAGGAAGAUGGUGGACCCCGGGAGCAGGAGAAAAUGGCCAUCUCCUCCAUUCUGGGCACCUGGCUGGACCACUACCCUGAGGACUUUUUCCAGCCCCCAGAUUUCAUCAGCCUGCAGAUGCUGCGGGCAUAUAUAGGGGUCCACAUGCCAGGCUCCGAGCUGCAGCGCCGUGACCGCCUUCUCUACUCAUCACGGAGAAACCAUGAGCCCAAUGAGCCAGAAUCUCUGGCUAUGGCACCAGCUCCAGAGCAAGAUCCAGACGUCCCUCAGGAGCUAGCCCCCGCUAUCUCUGUGGUGCCCACUGCAGCUUCGCAGCCCAGGCUGCCUGCAGCCACCACUCAUCCUGGAGCUCAGCAAUUAGAAGAAUUGGUGACCCUCCCUGCAGAGUCACCAAGAGUGCAGGUGGUAGUCCCAGCUCUGAUUCACUGUCAGGAGCUGGAAGAGACACCUGCCCCUUUGGUGGACCCAACCCAGACCCUGAGCAGCCUCCAGCCCCAGCUGGCGGGGUCACGGAAGGGCUGGAGCAACCACCUGCUGCAGCUGAGCAACCAGCCUCGGCUCCCGAGGAGUGGCGCAUGUUGGCUGCAGCCCCAAAGGAUGCCCUGAUCCUGUCAUUGCGUUCUUUGUAAUUUUUGUGGUUUGUAUAGAGAUAUUUACUGUCCUUACGUAUUGUUUUGUAAAUAAAACAUAAAUUAACUUCAAAAGAAGUUACUCUGGUCCUUU
Molecule: messenger RNA, 859 nt
Organism: Leopardus geoffroyi (Geoffroy's cat)
Lineage: Eukaryota; Metazoa; Chordata; Mammalia; Carnivora; Felidae
Product: ral guanine nucleotide dissociation stimulator-like
Exons: 3
Coding region: 170-742 (190 amino acids)
Source: RefSeq, a predicted model, not a curated record